Arctia plantaginis is the source of this 1155-nucleotide messenger RNA. Lineage: Eukaryota; Metazoa; Arthropoda; Insecta; Lepidoptera; Erebidae. The record is from the annotation of a GenBank genome assembly.
AUGGUGAGAAAUUAUGUUAAAAAUAAGGAUACAGGACCCAAAUAUACCGACGAAAAACUAAACAUUGCUCUUAAUGAUAUAAUGUCUGGUGUACUCACUACUCACAAAGCUUCUGUUAUUUACGUUGAACUUGCAUUGGCCAAGGAGAUAACCAUUAUCAAAUUGCCUGCACACACAAGUGACUUGUUGCAGCCAUUAGACGUAUCUGUUUUCAAAAGCUUUAAACAGAAAUGGGACAAAACUGUAGCCUCUUUUCAGCGACAGAACAUUGGACAAAGGCUUCCUAAAUCGCUGUUCUCACAAUUUUUAGGAGAAACUUGGCUCAUAAGUCUAGAGCGCUGGGAAAAACGCCAAAAAGAAACUCAAGAUACUGCUCAGGAUAAUAUAGCAUUUGUAGAAGAUGUUGAAUAUGCAGAACAUAAUGUCAAUGCCCCGUCCCCAUCAAUUUCAAGUUCAUCAGCUUUUGAAGAGGUCACUCCUGCAACUACCAACUUGGAAAACCAACCAGAUUUUACAUCACCACCAUUAGAUCCUAAAGAGAAAAUAACUUCAGAAGUCCAAAAUCAAACAGUAACAUCAUUAGAACAGAUGAUUCUUGCAACCAUUCAGCAAAAACAUCCGUCAAAUAAACAAAAAAAACGAAAAGUUGCCUCAGGUGCAGAAAUAGUAAAAAAAAUAAAAACGAACGAAAAGCGCAAGAAAAAGAUCCAGUGUUUAGAUAGUGAUAGUAGUAGUACUGAUGCAGGUUUGGAAGACGAAGUAACAUAUGCAAAUUCAGAUGAAAGUAUGUGGAUGGAAGAAGAAAACGAGUCUAAUCAGGAAAGUAAUAACGAAAAAAGUAUCUCUGAAAUUGAUAGCCCAACUGGGGAAGAAGAUAAAGAAAAUGAGGUGGAAGAAGCAAAAUCGCAAAGUAUUGAUAUAAAAAAAUGGGAAACGAGUAUGGCUAAAACGAAAACUAAAAAAACUGAAGAAAAGCUUGCUCAAGCAAGACUACAUAAAAGGAAAAAUUACGAGGUAAUUAAAAACGAUCCCGAGAAAUAUGCAAUUCAGAAGGAAAAAGAGAGACAGAGAUACUUGAAGCGAAAAGAACAAAAUAAAAUAAAAUCUGUUGCUAAAAUGACACCAAGGGAAAAAAGACUACAAAGAAAAAAAUGA